AUGGAAAUAGGUAGUUUACAAGAAGGAGGUAGCUCACAACAAGCAGAUAGUUCAGAAGAAGCAGAUAGCUCACAAAAGGGAAAUGAAAAUAAAAGUAAAAAAAUUGGAUUAGAAGAACCUUCUUCGUCUGUUCCAGAAGAACAAUCCAAACCAUUUGUUUCUUGUGGUAAGACAAAACAUGAAUCAGAUGUUCCACAAAGUGCAGCAAGUAGGUUAAGGAAAAGGUCAUAUGUAGCAGCACAGUCCAAAUUAGAUAGUUUAGACGAUCCUGGUAUGAGCGACGAAGAACUUGUUCAGUGUCCAAAUAAUCCCAAUCACCUGGUUCCUAGAUCUCAAAUAAACGAGCAUGUAAAUACAUGUCAAUUAUUGAUGGAUCCUAAUCAAGAAAUGCAAAUUACAACUCCAUCCGAUGACGAACCAAGACCCUCAACAUCUUACCAGGGGUCACUUCAGGAGGGGAGUUCUCAUCAGGGGGGAAGUCAAAUGGCUACUCUUCCAAUUUCUGAAAGUACAUCUUUUCAAGAAUGGAGACCAGCAAAAAAAACAGAAAUACAGGAAACAUCACCUUCUAAAUUAAAAAGGGAUCUUAAGAAACUCAGAAUAGACAGUAAGUCUGAUGAAACUUCUUCAUCAAGCACUGAUUCGGCAUUAUCACUUGAAGAUACUAUGUCAGAUAGUAAGAAAAUUAUUCUAUAUGAAAUGGGUUUAGAAUUUAAGGGACAAACUCCUUCUACUUCACAACAAGCAGCUAGUUCACAACAAGCAGCAAGUUCACAACAAGCAGCUAUUUUACAACCGCCAAAACUGACGUUGGAAAAGAAAGAUGAAAAAAUGGAUGAUGAAAGUUCGGUGGAUCUAUCGUCACCUUUUUCGCCAGAACCGUCUGAUCCAUCGAAUUUGGAAGGACCUUCUUUACCUGAAGAUGUUCCACAAGAACAAUCAGAAUCAGUUAGUUCUUAUGCUGAAACAUCAGAUGAUUCGAUCGAUUUACAACGGUUAAGUAGAAAAAGGAAAAUGGAACAUGAAAAAAUGGAUACAGAAGAAAUAGUGGAGGUUAAAGUGUCACAUCUUUUGGCAGAAGUGACUACUCCAUUAGAAGUUGAAUUGGAACAAUCUUCUUCGUCUGAAGAGGUUCCUCUACAACAAUCACAACCAUUUAGUUUUUAUGCUGCUUCAACAUCUGAUUCAGAUGUUUCACAACAGCCAAAAAUGAUAAGUAAAAAGAAACGUGAAGAAAUGGAUACAGAAGAAAACAUAGUGGCAGAAGCGUCACAUACUUUAGCAGAAGUAGUUACUCAAUUAGAAGUUGAAAUGGAAGAACCUUCUCUUGCUGCAGAUGUUCCACAACAACAAUUUCAAUCAGUUAGUUCUCCUACUGAGGCACAACAAGAUUCUGAUCGUUCACAACAGUCAAAAAUGACAGAGGAAAAGAUACCUGAAAAAAUUGAUACAAAAGAAAAAAUAGAGACUGAAGAGUCACCUACUUCAUCAGAAGUGAUUACUCGAUUAGAAGUCGAAUUGGAAGAUCCUUCUCUUGUUGCAGAUGUUUCACAACAACAAUUACAAUCAGUAAGUUCUCCUACUGAGACAAAAAAAGAUUCGGAUCGUUCACAACAUCUUAAGAAGACAACAGAAAAGAAACAUGAAGAAAUGGAUACUGAAGAAAAAAUAGAGAGUGAAGAGUCACAUACUUUAUCAGAAGUGACUACUCAAUUAGAAGUUGAAAUGGAAGAACCUUCUCUUGUUGCAGAUGUUUCACAACAACAAUUACAAUCAGUAAGUUCUCCUACUGAGACAGAACAAGAUUCGGAACGUUCACAACAGCCAAAAAUGAUAAGUAAAAAGAAACAUGAAGAAAUGGAUACAGAAGAAAAAAUAGAGGCUGAAACGUCACAUACUUUAUCAGAAGUGACUACUCAAUCAGACAUUGGAGUGGCAGGACCUUCUUCGUCUGUUCCAAAAGAACAAUCAAAACCAGUUAGUUCUCCUGCUGGGAAAACACAAGAAUCAGUUGGUUCAGUUCGUCAAAGUAGGUCUAGGAGAAAGAAAAAGGAAGAACUAAUGGAGACCGAUUCGGUUAGACCACGACAGCGAAGUAAGUCUUUUAAACAGAGAUAUUCAAGAAUGAAUAUAAAGGAAAAAAAGGAGACUGAAAGGUCACAUCUUUCGUCAGAAGAACCUACUCCAUUAGAAGUUGAAACGGAAGAACCUUCUUUGUCUGUAGAUGUAUCAAAAGAACAAUCCCAACAAGCUAGUUCUUCUACUGAGACAAGACAAGAUUUGGAUGAUUCACAACGGCAAAUUUGUUCUAGGAAAGAGAAAUAUGCAGAAAUUACUAUAGAAGAAACAGUGGAGACUGAAGAGUCACAUAUUUUUGCAGAAGAGACAACAUUACCAGAGGUUGAAACGGAAGAACCUUCUGUGUCUAGAGAUGUUCCACAACAACAAUUACAAACAGUUAGUUCUCCUACUGAGACAAAACAUGAAUUAGAUUUUCCACAAAAGGCAAGUAAAUUAGGGAAAAGGUCAUAUGCAAGAACGGAUAUUGAAAUAGGUAGUUUACAAGAAGCAGGUAGCUCACAACAAGCAGAUAGUUCAGAAGAAGCAGAUAGCUCACAAAGGGAAGUUAUAAAAAGAAGAAAACGUUCUGAUUCUUCUUUAACAACAGAUGAAAAUAAAAGUAAAAAAAUUGGAUUGGGAGAACCUUCCUCGUCUGUUCCAGAAGAACAAUCCAAACCAGUUGUUUCUUGUGGUAAGACAAAACAUGAAUUAGAUGUUCAACAAAGUGCAGCAAGUAGGUUAAGGAAAAGGUCAUAUGAAGCAACGGAGUCCAAAGUAGAUAGUUCAGACGAUCCAGGUUGCUCAUAUCAAGAACAUAGUUCACAAGAAGAAGAUAGUUCACAAAAAAAAAAGAGAAAAGUUCGUGAUUCUUCUUCAUCAUCAGAUGAAAUUUAA
This is a messenger RNA of Polistes dominula (European paper wasp), 2955 nucleotides long. RefSeq lists its product as uncharacterized. The record is from RefSeq and is a predicted model, not a curated record. NCBI's taxonomy places the organism in Eukaryota, Metazoa, Arthropoda, Insecta, Hymenoptera, Vespidae.